Molecule: messenger RNA, 1062 nt
Organism: Phaeoacremonium minimum UCRPA7
Lineage: Eukaryota; Fungi; Ascomycota; Sordariomycetes; Togniniales; Togniniaceae
Product: putative ell-associated factor protein
Exons: 2
Coding region: 1-1062 (353 amino acids)
Source: RefSeq, a predicted model, not a curated record
AUGGCUGCAGCCAACGCAGCCGGGGUCAUCGACCCCACGAAGACCGGCAAAUACCCCGUCAUCCUCAGCGACGCCCUCCUCGGCAAGCCGGCCAAGGAGAUCUACACCGGCGUGCGAUACAACCACAAGCCCGCCCUCUCGUCAGACACAGCUCCCGCCAAUGCCAGGCUAAAACCGUCCCCGAGCAAUGGCGCCUACGACCUCUCCUUCACCGACGACGGCGGGCGGUACGCAUACAGCGGCAGCCGGUCCUCGACGCCCGACAGCAGCAAUGGCAGCAGCCCCUUCGUCCUCAUCUUCGACCCGUCCCGCCAGGCCUUUGUGCUACACCGCGUAGACUCGGUCUUCAACAUGAACCUCACAAGAACGCCAAACAACACAGACCCAGAGGCGCUCCGCGAGGAGUUCCCCCACCUGAAUAGCACAAUAAAAGUACAGGUCGGCAGCAAUGCCAGCAAGAGCAACUCAAGCAAUGCCGCGAGCAGCUCGAGCGCGGUCAAGAGCAAGCCGGCGGGAGAGAAGUCCGGCAUGAAGGCGCUCGCGAAGCUCAAGGAGCACCAGAACAAGACAAAGAAGGCGACCGAGAAGGAGAGGAAAGAGCCGCCCGCACCGAUCAGCGUGCCUGAACCACUGGCCAAGGUUGAGAAGGUGAAGCGGAGGGACCGCUCACCGGUGGAGAGCGAAGAGGAGGACGAUGAUGACGACGGCGGGCUGCUGAUCGAGUUCCCGGAGGGCGAUGCGCCGACAUCGAGAUUCAACCAGACUACCGACUUCUCUCCGGCGUUCCCAGUAAGACGCUUUUCGGAAUUCGUGAGAGAAGGCGAAGAUGAUCAGGACGACGAUGCCGACGGCGAGGAGGAGUUCGACAUACCAGAUAUUCCCGAGGACGACGAAGAGGAGGAGGACGAGCCCAUGGGGACGUUCAAGCUACCCAGUCCGGUGGGCCAGCAAAACCAGCAAGAGGAUCCGGCCGAUGACGAUGAGGACAUAGAAGACCUAGAGGCUGCGCUGGAGAAGGAGUUUGCAAUGGACUCGGAGAGCUCCGUUAGCGAAGAGGACUGA